Trichobilharzia regenti is the source of this 1017-nucleotide messenger RNA. The record is from the annotation of a GenBank genome assembly. NCBI's taxonomy places the organism in Eukaryota, Metazoa, Platyhelminthes, Trematoda, Strigeidida, Schistosomatidae.
AUGGCUUCUUCAAGUGGCCUUGAGACUGACUACAUAACUUUAACUCGAUUCAUUCUUCAAGAGCAACGAAAAUGUCCAAAUGCAACCGGUGAACUGACCCAACUUAUGAAUGGUCUUCAGACGGCUAUAAAAGCUGUCUCAAAUGCUGUCCGUAAGGCAGGAAUGAUAAAUCUUUAUGGUCUAACUGGUUCCAGUAAUAUACAAGGUGAAGAGGUGAAAAAGUUGGAUGUUUUAUCCAAUGAAUUAUUUAUCAAUAUGCUUAAAUCAUCUUAUUCAACUUGUUUACUGGUUUCUGAAGAAAAUGAUCAAGUCAUAGUUGUAGAACCAGAAAGACAGGGAAAGUAUAUUGUCUGUUUUGAUCCGUUAGAUGGUUCCUCAAAUAUUGACUGUUUAGGCUCAAUUGGUUCAAUAUUCCUCAUUCUGCGUUCACCAUCACAAGGUGAAAAGGGUGGAACAUCACCUGAUAUAGCCUUACAGUCAGGCCGUCAAACCGUUGCUGCUGGUUACGCCUUAUACGGUAGUGCUACAAUGCUAGUACUGAGUGUUGGAACUGGUGUCAACGGCUUUACACUGGAUCCAGCAAUUGGAGAAUUUAUCCUAACACAUCCUAAUAUUCGUAUAAAACCACGUGGAAAUAUUUAUUCAAUUAAUGAAGGUUAUGCUAGCCUAUGGGAUAAAGCAAUUACAGAGUAUGUGAAAAGAAAAAAAUUCCCAGAAUCUGGUAAACCGUAUGGUGCUCGUUAUAUUGGAUCUAUGGUAGCUGAUGUUCAUCGUACUUUAGUGUAUGGUGGAAUUUUUCUUUAUCCAGCGACUAAAGCAUCACCUAAAGGAAAAUUGAGACUUCUCUAUGAAUGUAAUCCAAUGGCAUAUAUUAUGGAACAAGCUGGUGGUAUGGCAACCAAUGGAAAAAUACCCAUCUUAGAUAUUCAACCACAAAGUAUACAUGAUCGAUCGCCGAUAUUUCUUGGUAGUAAAGAAGAUGUCAAUGAAUUAAUGGAACUUAUUGAAAAAUGUUGA